CGUAGGUCCCGGGCUCCAGACUCUCGCCGGAGAUCCUGCCAUGGCUGGCCGUGUCCGCGGGCCCGCGCGCGCCCUGCUCGCCCCGGUGCUGGCGCUGGCAUUGUUGGCGCUGCUGGCACCGCCGGCCCGGGGCCGGGGCGGCCAGGAUCACGGGGACUGGGGCGUGGCCACGCGGAUACCUCCGCUGCCGCCCCGCGAGGACGCGGCGCGCGUGGCGCGCUUCGUGACGCACGUCUGCGACUGGGGCGCGCUGGGCACCAUCUCCACCGUGCAGGCGGUGCGCGGCCGGCCCUUCGCCAACGUCUUCUCGCUGAGCGACGGGCCCCCCGGCGCGGGCAGCGGCGUGCCCUACUUCUACCUGAGCCCGCUGCAGCUCUCCGUGGGUGACCUGCAGGAGAAUCCGCAUGCUACGCUGACAAUGUCUUUGGCACAGACGAACUUCUGCAGGAAACAUGGAUUUGAUCCCCAAAGUCCCCUGUGUGCUCACAUAAUAUUAUCAGGAACCGUUACCAAGGUGAAUGAAACAGAAAUGGAAUUUGCAAAGAAUUCAUUGUUCAUUCGACACCCUGAGAUGAAAACCUGGCCUUCCAGCCACAGUUGGUUCUUUGCUAAGUUGAAUAUAACCAGUAUCUGGGUCCUGGACUACUUUGGUGGAGCAAAAAUAGUGACACCCGAAGAAUACUUUAAUAUUACAUUUCAGUGAAGCAGAAUAUGGCAAAUUUAACCACACGUGACAUUUCUUAGAAUGGCUCGUACAGACUUAAAGGGCUUAAAGCUUCUGUAUGGAAGGUUUCUCAGAUUAGCCAGGUUUCUUUCACAUGCUGGUUGGUUGGUUGCUUGCUUGCUUGUUUACAGAAUCAAGUUGCACUGUUACUGGAUUUCUUGAGGAUGUAGUUGCUAGAUUUAUUUGUUUUUAGUAUUUUGAAGCCGUUUUCUUAGCGAAAUCUUUCAUUUUGAUUAGACAGUUUGGGUCCAUCAAUUCCAAUCAUUUUUCCAACAGUGCUCCUUGAAGAGGGGUCAGAACCAGAUUAAGACUGUCCAUUGGCAUUUGAAGGUACCUGAGUAUGUACCUCAGGUACAUACUCAUGGAUUUAUCUCCAGGAGUAUUCUUUACUCCUGGAAGCCGCUCAGCUCCAGGAGAGAACAUCACUCGUCCAUAGCCGCCUCUAGUGGGAGCCUGAGCCUGGGGCCCAGGGAUUGGCCCAUUUUACAGUGUGCCAAGACAGACAAACAACAAUGAAACACAAAUGGAGCUCCUUCUUCGUGGUUGAUUUAUAUCUAAUGAACGUGGGUAUUGUUGAGCCAACACAGGGCAAAACUAUUUUUUAUAAAGAACUUUAAAAAAAAAAUCUAACAGAGGACGUUCAUAAAACUUUUCCUGAAUUUGGUUUCCCCACCUAAGUAUUUCUUUUCCUGUGUAAUCAGCUCCUCCACACCAAGUCCAUCACACACAUACAUGCACAUGUUAUUGUUUUAGCCCUCAAAUGGGAUCGUGAAAGAAAGCAAAGGAAAAGAAUUUUGGGUAUAUGUUGUUUCUGGUCUUUUAUUGGUAGAGUUAACCCAGACAGGGACCAGCUGCAUCAGGGCCAAAAAUCACCCUCCCCAAACCCCUCUCCGGAGCUUUCUUGGUGCAGCUACUCACAAUUACCAUUAGCCUCCUUGUCUGCUCUAGAGCUUUAAGUGCCUGCUAUGUGGCUACUGCAUAAAUCAGAUCAACAGAAGGAUGAUAAUGUGGUAUUUAAAAAUCACAUUUCUUCAGACGAAAAGAAACUAUCUUAUUACCUAUAUACAUGAUUUCAGAAGGUGAUACAAGAUUCUUGAGUUGUAUCAGGGAUCAAACCACUGAUCCUUAAACGGCCACCAAAGUUAAAUGUGUCAUCAUGUUUGUAAAGUACAAAAAGUAAUUUAACUGAAAUCCAGUAAACUUCUCUUUAUGAAAAAUGAUUUACAUUAAAUUUGGUAAGAUGGGGUUCUUAUUCAAAGCAUCAAAAAUUAAAAGCAUUAUUUUGAUGAAA
Choloepus didactylus (southern two-toed sloth) is the source of this 2015-nucleotide messenger RNA. It is a transcript of the gene CREG1, whose product is annotated as cellular repressor of E1A stimulated genes 1. The record is from RefSeq and is a predicted model, not a curated record. Lineage: Eukaryota; Metazoa; Chordata; Mammalia; Pilosa; Megalonychidae. The transcript is spliced from 4 exons. The coding region runs from base 41 to 703 and encodes 220 amino acids.